Rubroshorea leprosula is the source of this 1461-nucleotide messenger RNA. The record is from the annotation of a GenBank genome assembly. NCBI's taxonomy places the organism in Eukaryota, Viridiplantae, Streptophyta, Magnoliopsida, Malvales, Dipterocarpaceae.
AAUUCUUUACGGCCAAGAAAGAAAAUCAGAACAAAAUUCUAUGAAAAUUUGGUAAAAGAAAACAGAAUCUGCAGAACAAAAAUGGAGGAAGCUAAGGCAGUUACUCCCCAACAACAACAACAACAACAACAAUUCCUCCAACAACAACAGCAGCAGCAGCAGCAACAGCAGUUCCUUCUUCUACAGCAACUCCAGAAGCAAGCUCAACAGCAACAUCAGCAGCAGCAACAGGCAGCGAUUUCUCGGUUUCCCUCAAACAUCGAUGCGCACCUACGAACUCCUGGCGUCCUCCAGCAUCGCCCCAUUAACAUUCAGCAAAACCCUAACCCCACCCCCAAUCCUAAUUUGCAGCAGCAGAACCCUAAUUUCCAGCAGGGACAACCGACGCAGCAUCCCCAACAACAGGCACCUCAGCAACAGCAGCAACAGAAGCCCGUUCGACCCUUGAACCAGGCGGAGCUCCAGAUGGCGUAUCAGGACGCUUGGCGGGUCUGCCACCCAGAUUUCAAGCGGCCAUUCUCGUCUCUUGAAGACGCUUGCGAAAGGCUGCUACCUUAUCAUGUUGUAGCAGACUAUGAAGCAGAGGAAGAUGAUAGAAUCCUUGAUUCUGACACAACAGGCCAGAUGCAAUCUCGCUCACAGCAGUGGGAUCACAACAUUGCUGCCAAAGUUGCAGAGUUUACUGCAACAUUUGAGAAACAGGCCCUUGCCUUCAAUAUUAUCUCUCGGAAGCGAGCCAUGGGAGAAUUCCGAUCUGAAGAAAGACUGAUGAUUGAGCAGGCUCUUCUCCAGGAAGAAAAGAGAGCCAUACUUGAGUUGAGGACAGAAAUAGAGUCUAGGGAGAAGGCUGGUCGGGAGGCCCAUGAGGCUAAGUUGCGAAUGGCAGCAAUGGCUCAGGCAGAGCAAGCCCGAGCUGAAUCACAGAUGGCUCGGGGGGCAAUAAGGGCAAAUGCUCUUGGGUCUCAUGGAAACAAUAUUGCUAUUGGCCAUGACAUGGGGGAGCAGCAGCAGGGUGUUAAUCCAGAUGAGAUGGUAAAUGGGUGGGGAAACAAUGUUCAGAGAGAUGAGAAGGAACCUUCUGAAGAUUUCUUGAAUGAUGAAGAGAAUGAAAAUGGAGACACAGGAAUGCAGAACGAAUGGCGUGAAGUUGGGGAAUUCGAUUUGAACAGUAGAUGAAGUAAAGAAUCCAAAUGGCUUGGUCACCAUUGCAGUGGUCUUUGCUUUCUUCUCAUCUGAGAUGUCCUCCGUAUUUUGGUUGUAGUUAGCAGUAUGUUCAAGAUUUGAAAUUUCUCUGCAUAUUGCAGCACUGGAUGUAGGAUUUGAGGCAAAUAACAUUUUCGAGUCACAAUGAAGGCAGCUUUUUCGUUACAGUGCUCAAACUGAUACUAAUUCCACAGUAGAUUUGUAUCAUAGGAGGCAUUUACAUUAAUUACCCCUUUAUAUUCAAGCCCAGCUUGCACC